Messenger RNA from Leptopilina heterotoma, 716 nucleotides. RefSeq lists its product as uncharacterized. The record is from RefSeq and is a predicted model, not a curated record. The transcript has 3 exons. The coding region runs from base 387 to 716 and encodes 109 amino acids. Lineage: Eukaryota; Metazoa; Arthropoda; Insecta; Hymenoptera; Figitidae.
AAUGCUAAGUUUAAGUUUUGAGGAUGCUGCAUUUUUAUUGAGAAUGUUAAAAUAUCAACUUUUGUCACUAUUUAGGAUCGCUAUAAAUUGUUUCUUGUUUUUUAAUUAGCUCUUUUUGUUUGUUUGUUUGUUUGUUUUUUUUUGUAAAGCGAUUGUAAGAAUAACAGAGAAAAAUUGCGCACUGUUUAUUGUUUUUAUUUUAUUUUAGCACUAUUUAUCAAGUUGGACCCUGGUGCGAAUUUGGGUACACUCAUCCUGGGGAACAACAACGUUCAUCAGGAAUACCGUGGGAGAGUCGCCCUGAGUUGUCGGAUGGGCCUCUUCGUUGGUGUCAAGAGUAUAUAAAAUUGCGGGCUGAUGGCCCUGUUUAUUGGCGGGGUUACUGGAUGCCGGUUGACGUCCGCCAUCCAUCCGAAUUCUUUGUGAAGAAGGGUCAGAGAAUGGUAGAGAAGUCAGGAGUUGAAUCUUCUGUGUGCAGGAUUUCUCAGUUGACCAAGUGUAUGGAAGGGUUGGAGUGGCAGCCCAUUGUUAAAACAUUGGUUUUGAUCAGGGUGGAACGUUUCACGUUCAUGGAGGAUGGUCCGACCAUUAAAGUAACUUGGGCACUACGAUCUCGUGUGGACAACCUUCUUUUGUGGAGUCCAAAGUAUUGUAACACUUGCAAAAACGUAUCGUGUUACAAAAGGAGGCAAAAUUUAAGGAGACGACGUACCUAA